AUGUCGAAGAAGUUCACCGUAAUUAAUUCACCAUUGUAUUACGACGAAGAUAUUACGAACUAUGCUACUGUUAAUGCAACUGAUAUUGAUUUGAGUGAAACGCAAUACCUUGAAAUAACCACACGUCACGGCGAGUUCAAAUUUGAAGCUGUCACUGAUAUUGGCGUACCAUCAAAUACUAUUGGACUUAAUUCUCGACAAAGAACGCGCGAUCGGCUUAAAUUGUACCAUACAUAUUACGUUAAACCAUCAGUUAAACAGAGUUCUUUGCAUUCUAUUGUUGAUCUAUUUGAUCAGAAGUACAACUUUAGAGCCAAGGUUGGUGGUUCGGACACGGUGUUUGAAAAAAUAUUUGGUGAGGCGUUGCUAGCCAGAUUUUAUCCGAAGAAUUUUGUGCAGCGAACCAAUAUGAAACAUGCCAAAGGAAUUCUGUUAUAUGGAGUAUCAGGAACUGGGAAAACAUUGAUCGCUCGAACGGUGAGUGAAAUAUUAGGUGUGCUGCCAAAAGUGAUUAAUGGACCAGAAAUCUUGAGUAAAAUGCUUGGAGAUUCUGAGGCGAAAAUACGUCAGUUGUUUGAUGAAGCAAAAUCCGACCCCAAUGGAGAUCUUCAUCUUUUAAUCUUCGAUGAAAUCGACGCUGUUUGCAAGCGACGAUCAGUCGACGAAGCUAAUGUACGUGAUUCCGUUGAAAACAGUAUUACUUCUCAGCUUUUAUGUGAAAUGGAUGGAUUGCAUCAGUUGAACAACCUUUUAAUAAUAGCAACGACUAAUCGCCCCAGUGCAAUUGAUCCCGCUCUUCUACGACCUGGUCGCCUGGAGAUACAUGUUAAAAUUGAGCUUCCCAACGACGAAGCACGUCUUAAUAUUUUUGAUAUAUAUGCGAAACCGCUACUUCAAAAUAAUCUGUUACAUCAUGAUGUUAACUUUGAUCGAAUUAUUCAAGAAACUCAAGGUUGGACGGAGGCGCAUAUUGAACGGCUUGUUAGAACUGCCAACGUUUGCGCAAUGAAGCGGGAUUUAGUGGCUCGUGGAACGCUUAAAAUUGACGAGUCAGCUGCUGAUGCAUUAAUGGUGUCUGAUGUGGAUUUCAUCGCGGCAAUAAACGUUAUCCGAUCCAUAUCCCUCAGCCUCUGA
Didymodactylos carnosus is the source of this 1134-nucleotide messenger RNA. NCBI's taxonomy places the organism in Eukaryota, Metazoa, Rotifera, Eurotatoria, Philodinida, Philodinidae. The record is from the annotation of a GenBank genome assembly.